GAUUGAAAUUUGCGUGGAAAGUCGUAAAUUUUGUGAACAGCUAGACAGAGACGGAAGCUGAGAGGCUGUUCAGGCCGGAAGCUUUGAAAAACUGCGGCACCAUCGGCCAAGAGCAAAACGACGAAGAAUUUGAACCCCGUGGAUGCUCUGGUCCCACUUGCAAGGGACCGAAGGUAAAGGAGCGCAAACCUACCGCAGUCGGAUCCGGAAGUGGGGACACGGGUCAAAUGUCAACGUGCACGUGCGACAGCAGCCGUGGAAUGUCCUUGAGGAACCAGUACCGACGGAAGGAGGAUCAAGCUAUUCCACCGCCAUCAAGCCCUCUCCGUUGUCGUCCAGAUUGAGACAGAUGGCGUUCACGUCGACGUCGAUGGCCUGUGUGACGGAGGGUGAAAGCGACGGGGAUAACGAUACGCCGAAGCAUCAUGCUGUAAAGUACGAUCCUCAGGAUCGUCCUCGCACCGCUGCAGUGGCCAUAAGCAGGAAUCGUCCGGCAUCAUUCGCGUCCGCAGCAGACAUGAGCAUGAUGGAAAGUAGCGGCAGCAAGUCGGAAGCAAUCGAAGUAGACGCCCCGCCUCACGCUCACGCCAAGAACACGCCAACCUGCGUUGCGGGAGGAAAUUCGUCAUCUUCGUCGUAGAAAGCAGCGGUCUACCUCUACCCAGCUACACGUUUUGGGAAAUUCACCGGGAGUUUUGCUGCCCCCGCAGGACGCCACCCAGGGCGGUCGGCCGUGUUUGUGACGCAGGCGCCGUACCAGACGUACAACCGGGUGGUGCUACCG
Messenger RNA from Culex quinquefasciatus (southern house mosquito), 784 nucleotides. RefSeq lists its product as uncharacterized. Lineage: Eukaryota; Metazoa; Arthropoda; Insecta; Diptera; Culicidae. The record is from RefSeq and is a predicted model, not a curated record. The transcript has 2 exons. The coding region runs from base 143 to 640 and encodes 165 amino acids.